This is a messenger RNA of Coffea eugenioides, 1367 nucleotides long. RefSeq lists its product as uncharacterized. The coding region runs from base 353 to 1111 and encodes 252 amino acids. The transcript has 2 exons. NCBI's taxonomy places the organism in Eukaryota, Viridiplantae, Streptophyta, Magnoliopsida, Gentianales, Rubiaceae. The record is from RefSeq and is a predicted model, not a curated record.
UUAUGUAUAAAUAAGCGGUGGCCUAGACUAUGAACUGCCAAGUCUCUUGACCAUAACUGCCUUCAUGAUUAAACAAUUGGUGGAAAGAUAACCUACGCACCCUCUAAAGCCACCAUCCCACCAUGCUAACAUGCGCGCAUCCGCCGUCGACGACCCUUUUUCACUUCUCUGCUAAGCUGCGCACAUCUGGCGCCCCUCACCGCUAAGCUGCGCACAGUCCACCUUCAAGCCUCAACUCAACAUUUUAGUAUUUUCCACAUAAACCAAUAAAUAAAGAAAUAAAUAAAAGCUAACACACCUGAAAGCCACCCACCCCACUCCCAUCCUCCUCCCCCAGCCCCUCUUUACUAACAUGCGCCAUCACCUCCUCUCCUCAACCAUCACCAUGGCCCCUGUCACCAGCUCCUCCACCACCCACUCCUCCCCCUCCAAACCUCUCAAAAAACCCACAAAUCCCACCUCCUUAAAUUCCCAAAAUUGCCCCUCAUCAGCCUCCAACUCCCACUCCCUCUGCAAACACUCCUCCCCUUCAGCCACCCUUGACCUCCUCAUCCUCAUCCUUGUCCUCUUCGCCGGAGCAUUCCUCAUCUCCUCCUGCUUCUCCUACAUCUUCCACUCCCUCUCCCUCCUACUCCCUCCAUCAUCAUCUCUCUCUCUUUCCACUCUCCUCUCUUAUCUUUACUCCCACCUCCAAGUCCACCACAUUUUCUUCACCUCCCUGAUUUUGUCCUUGGUUUUCAUGCUGAUAUUUUUCGAGAUCUGCUGUGGGCCCAGAUCAAGAAAGUGCGGGAAACUUGGGUGUAAAGGGUUGAAAAAAGCAAUGGAAUUCGAUUUGCAGUUACAGGGUGAAGAUUGCUUGAAAUUAGGGAAGGCUAAUAAGGCUGUUAAGGAGAUUGAUGAGUUGCCCUGGAAAGGUGGAAACGAGUUUAACCCGGAUUAUGAAUGCUUGAGAGCUGAGUUGAGGAAAAUGGCUCCUCCUAAUGGAAGAGCUGUCCUGCUUUUCAGAGCUAAGUGUGGUUGCCCUGUUGCUAAACUUGAAGGUUGGGGCCCUAAACGUAGUAGCCGCCGUAAAAAGAGUCUUGCUCUUUAUGGUGCUGGCGAUCAUCGCUGACUGCUCAUGAUGGCUGUGCACUUUGGUUCUCAACCACAUGCUUUUUCUUGCACCAUUUCUUUUUCCUUUUUUUGUUUUUUAACAUCUCUGUUGUUCUUGUUUAGAACCAUUCUUUAGUCCUAAUACCAGAAGACAUACCUCCUCAAACUCUACAAAUUCUUGUCUGGAAGGAUAUACCAAAUGAAAUGCGAAUAAAUGAUAAAAAUCAAAGUGGACAGCUUUUAGCUACUAAUUAAGCUAUGGUUUUAGUCUAGCA